AUGGAAGAGCAAGAGUGGAAGACAGAAGCCCAGGCAGGAGGCUACACAAUAAUUCAGUUAAGAGUAGAUGGUAUGUUAGACCAGACCUAUCAUAGUGAAAGUAGUGAAAAAUACAAAUGCAAGAUAUAUUUUGAUGGUAGACCUGGCAGGAUGGUGAAGGAAAUAGAGGAAUCACAGAUGAUACCAAGACAACCACAAAGUGGGGAUUUACUAACUCAACUCACAAAGCUAGUCAAGAAAAUAGUCUUGAAAUUGCAGCUCCAUUACUCUCUCUUAAUUUAUUCCAAUCUCCUUAUCAUUAGCAGGUAUCAAGAAAAACAAACGGUUCGUGAGAAUUUUACAGUGGUUACUGAGUUUAUUCUUUUGGGACUGACAGAGCUUUCUGAACGGAAAGUGGCCUUCUUCAUGUUGUUCCUGCUGAUCUACGUCAUUUCUUUGGUGGGGAAUCUGGGAAUGCUUUUCCUAAUCCAAAUCACUCCCAAGCUCCCCACUCCCAUGUACCAUUUCCUUGGCUGUCUUUCAUUUGUAGAUGCCUACUACUCAUCAGUCUUUGCACCCAAAAUGCUGCUGAACUUCUUUGUUGAACUGGAGACAAUAUCAUUUUCUGCAUGCAUUGUGCAAUACUUUUUAUUUGUGUCACUCAUAACCACUGAAGGCUUUUUGCUGGCAGCAAUGGCUUAUGAGCACUAUGUGGCUAUUGUAAACCCUCUACUUUACACAGUGGCCAUGACUAAAAUAGUGUGUGUUGUGUUGGUCAUAGGAUCAUGUGUAGGAGGCUUAAUCAACUCAUUAGCACACACAAUUGACCUGAUAAAACUCUCUUUCUGUAGGCCAAAUGUUAUCAGCCACUUCUUCUGUGACCUUCCUCCCCUUCUGAAGCUGAGCUGUUCUGGCACAUCCAUGAACGAAUUGUUGCUUUUAACCUUCUAUGGUGUGAUUACCAUGAUCACUUUCCUGACUGUGAUCGUCUCCUACAUCUUCAUUGCUGCUGCCAUCCUGAGGAUCCACUCAGCGGCUGGUAGACACAAAGCCUUCUCCACCUGUGCCUCACAUCUGACAGCUGUGACUUUAUUCUAUGGCUCUAACUUUAGUUACAUUCAACCAAGCUCCUCCCUAGAACAACAAAAGGUGGUGUCUGUGUUUUAUACCCUAGUGAUUCCCAUGUUAAACCCAUUGAUUUAUAGCCUAAGGAACAAGGAAGUAAAGGAUGCCCUGAAGAGGGCAAUAGAAAUGAAACAUUUCCCCCGUUAAUUUCAUACCACAUAUUUCUCAAAAUAG
Molecule: messenger RNA, 1278 nt
Organism: Trichechus manatus latirostris (Florida manatee)
Lineage: Eukaryota; Metazoa; Chordata; Mammalia; Sirenia; Trichechidae
Product: olfactory receptor 1052-like
Biological process (GO): G protein-coupled receptor signaling pathway; sensory perception of smell
Cellular component (GO): membrane
Molecular function (GO): G protein-coupled receptor activity; olfactory receptor activity; odorant binding
Source: RefSeq, a predicted model, not a curated record